Messenger RNA from Miscanthus lutarioriparius, 1518 nucleotides. The record is from the annotation of a GenBank genome assembly. Lineage: Eukaryota; Viridiplantae; Streptophyta; Magnoliopsida; Poales; Poaceae.
AUGGCAUACCCUACUGUCGUGCUCAUCCCAUUAUGCGUUCCAGGCCACCUCACAUCCAUGCUCGAAGCCGGCAAGCGGCUGCUCGGCAGAAGCCGCUGCCCCAUGUCGCUCACCGUGCUCGUCACGCAGAUGACCAUGUCCGCCAACAUGAUGUCCGACGUCGCCGACAUCAUCCGGCGGGAAGCAGACUCCGGCUUCGACAUCCGCUUCGUCCACCUCCCCACCGUGGAGCUCCCCACCGCUGAGCACGGCGGUCUCGAGGAUUUCAUGGUGCGCUUCAUACAGCUCCACGGGACAUACGUCAAGGAAGCCGUCUCCGGCAUGUCGUCCCCGGUAGCCGCGGUGGUGAUGGACUACUUCUGCACCACCCUGUUCGAUGUCACGCGCGAGCUCGCACUGCCGGUGUACGUCUACUUGACGUCCGGCGCGUCGAUGCUCGCGCUCCUGCUGCGGUUGCCGGCGCUGGAUGAGGAGAUCUCCGGAGAUUUUGAGGCGAUGGAAGGAGCAGUUGAUCUUCCCGGGAUGCCGCCGGUGCCGGCUCGUCUCAUGCCAACUCCCAUAAUGACGAAAGGUCCAAACUUCGCGUGGCUCGUGUACCACGGCAACCGCUUCAUGGAGGCCGCUGGCAUCAUCGUCAACACGGUGGCCGAGCUGGAGCCGUCCAUCCUUGCAGCCAUCGCCGAUGGUCUCUGCGUGCCCGGACGCCGCGCUCCGACCGUCUACCCGAUCGGCCCCGUCGUGCCUGUCAAGCCGCCCGGCGACGGCGAGCAGCCACCGCUACACGAGUGCGUGAGGUGGCUCGACGCACAGCCACCAGCAUCCGUCGUGCUGCUCUGCUUUGGGAGCAUGGGCGGUAGCUUCCCCUCGCCUCAGGUCCGGGAGAUCGCCGACGCCCUCGAGCACAGCGGGCACCGCUUCCUGUGGGUACUCCGUGGCCCGAUACCCGCCGACUCCAAGUACCCAACGGAUGCCAACCUCGACGAGCUGCUCCCAGAAGGGUUCUUGGAGAGGACGAAGGACAGGGGUCUCGUGUGGCCCAAGUGGGCGCCGCAGAAGGACAUCCUCGCCAACCCUGCCGUCGGCGGCUUUGUGACCCACUGCGGGUGGAACUCGAUCCUUGAGAGCCUUUGGCACGGCGUGCCGCUGGUGCCGUGGCCGCUGUACGCGGAGCAGCACCUGAACGCGUUCGAGCUCGUGUCCGUGAUGGGCGUCGCCGUGGCCAUGCAAGUGGACAGGAAGCGCGACAACUUCGUCAAGGCAGCGGAGCUGGAGCGCGUGAUCCGGAGCCUGAUUGGCGGGUCGUCGGAGGAGGGGAGGAAGGCGCGAGAGAAGGCCACGGAGGCGAAGGACCUAUGCCGGAAAGCCGUGGCCGACGGCGGGUCCUCGGAAGUGUCGCUGCAACAACUAGCGCGUGAGAUUGGAGAGCACAGAGAAUACCAAGGAAGAACGGAAGCAACACCGCUUCCUCAACAUGUUCACUACCCCGCUGCCACCCUUGGCGCUGCCAGCCAUGGGUGA